CUUUUAAAUUAUUACAGAAAUAGUCAUUUUAUAAAGAAAUAAAAGUUUUCCAAAUUUUGAUUCUAUUAGUUUUAUUGCUAUAAAGUUUUAUAAAAGCUACGAGAAUUACUUUUAAAAAUCAGGGUUCUAUCUGCAAUAGACUGGUAGGCCAGUCUAUUGGUGGGUGCGUAGAUAACUGCGGCAACUGGAAGUUGGCCCUGAACGCAGAGCCCCCGUGGCUUUGCUAGCACCCCCAUAGUGAUUUUGUCUUAACCCGCCUCCUCACGACUCACCCAAUUCUCAUUGACAGCUGCCUCUUUGCUGCCUAGCGCCUACAGAGUAUCUUUUAAAAACUUAAAAACAAUAAAAUAAACAAUAUGAAGGUAACAAAUCUGGACGAACGUAUUCAUGUCUUGGACAGUGCGUCAAAUGUUAUGACCGUCAUCAAAGAUAUUGCAUUGAGUGGAUUGCAAGAAGAAGCUUUUUAUGUACUUGAUAUUGGAGAUGUCGUACGUAAACAUCAAAUAUGGAAAGAAAAAAUGCCACGCGUCAGUCCUUAUUAUGCUGUAAAAUGUAACGAUAAUUUAAUUGUAAUUGAGGUACUGGCUGCUCUUGGUAUUGGUUUCGAUUGUGCGUCCAAAUCUGAGAUUAACAAAGUACUAAGUGUUGGAGUAGACCCGUCGAGAAUUAUCUUCGCUAAUCCAGCUAAACCGGCAUCACAUAUCCGUCAUUCUGCUGCUGUUGGUGUCGACGUUAUGACAGCAGAUAAUGAAAGCGAAUUACAUAAAAAAAAACUUCAUCCAACUGCUAAGGUUGUUAUUAGAAUUCGUUGUGAUGCUGAAGUUGCUCAGUGUCAAUUAGGUAUGAAAUUUGGUUGUGAUCCUAUAUUCGAAGCACCCAAUCUUUUGCGUCUUUCACGUGUAUUAGGACUCAAUAUCAUUGGUAUUAGUUUUCAUGUUGGAUCUGGUUGUCAAGAUCCACCAGUAUUUUAUCGAGCUAUACGCCAUUCUAAGAUAUUAUUUGAUUUAGCAACAGAUCUUGGUUUUAAACCAUAUUUGUUAGAUAUUGGAGGUGGUUAUCCUGGAAAUAAAGGUUCUAGUAUUGAUAAAAUUGCUGAUGUUGUUAAUGAAGCACUUGAUGAAUACUUUAACACUGAUGCUGUUCAUGUAAUUGCUGAACCUGGCCGUUUUUAUGUUGCCUCAGCAUUUACACUUGCAACCAGCAUUCAUAGCAAACGUUCAGUACGUGGCGAUGAAAAUUCACCAAAUACAAUUACGCACAAUAUGUAUUAUAUUAAUGAUGGUGUUUAUGGAUCCUUCAAUUGUUUACUUUAUGAUCAUCAACAUGUAAUUCCAAUACCUCUAAAGAAAGGUUGUGGAAAGAUGAUUCCCUCAAGUAUUUGGGGACCAACCUGUGAUGGUUUGGAUCAAGUUGUUGAAAAUGUUCUAUUACACGAAAUGGAUCUUGGUGAUUGGAUAAUUUUUGAAAAUAUGGGGGCAUAUACAUUGCCAGUUGCUUCUCCAUUCAAUGGAUUCCCUGUACCAAAAGUUCAUAUUGUUGCUGACGAAAAUAUUUGGCAUUUAUUAAAAGAUGCUUUACCUUUGACUGAAGAACAUUUUGUUAUUGGCAAUACUCCAGCUAAUUUACGACUUGGUUUGGAUAUCGGUGGAACUGACACUAAUGCAUGGCACAAUUCAAAUAUUGCAUUGACAUCAACUCAAAUUUUAGCUGACGUUACUAAUCCACCAUCAUCAUACUUUUACGAUUAUCUUGAGGUUGAUCUUUAAUGCAUACAUAUUAUAAUAACAACAAACUUAUUGAAACAAUUAUUCGGCAUUUCUAAUGAGAAACCACAUUUUCAUUUCUCAU
Apis florea (little honeybee) is the source of this 1848-nucleotide messenger RNA. RefSeq names its product ornithine decarboxylase. Gene Ontology annotation, molecular function: ornithine decarboxylase activity. NCBI's taxonomy places the organism in Eukaryota, Metazoa, Arthropoda, Insecta, Hymenoptera, Apidae. The record is from RefSeq and is a predicted model, not a curated record. Gene Ontology annotation, cellular component: cytoplasm.